Octopus bimaculoides (California two-spot octopus) is the source of this 1547-nucleotide messenger RNA. RefSeq lists its product as uncharacterized. Gene Ontology annotation, biological process: detection of chemical stimulus involved in sensory perception of smell; sensory perception of taste; sensory perception of smell. NCBI's taxonomy places the organism in Eukaryota, Metazoa, Mollusca, Cephalopoda, Octopoda, Octopodidae. The record is from RefSeq and is a predicted model, not a curated record. Gene Ontology annotation, cellular component: plasma membrane. Gene Ontology annotation, molecular function: odorant binding; olfactory receptor activity.
GCAAAUUUUUCAUCAGAGAAUAGUGGAGAGGUUUUAGCAAAACUUCUUGUUAUGUUUAUAAAAUUAUUCUCAACUGCAACUGCUCUAAUCAUUAUCUGGAAACGAGAUGAUAUAAAUAACUUAAUCUAGGAAUAUGAAGACUAUAUACCAGUACAUCAGGAUGAUGGAUUUAUGGAGAAAUACUACAAAAUUGGAAUGCGUUCUCUCAAAUCUACCGCCUGUUUAAAUUUUCUGUCAUCUUUUGUAUUUCAAAUUAUUUUCCCCUUAGCUUUCCGGGACCCCCUUUAUUUUCUGGACGUCUUAACUUUCCCUGUAUCAGGAGACAGCAAUUUAUAUUUGCUUAUGUUGACGAUAAGUUUUCUAACUUCUACAUUCAGCACAUUUAUUUUACUUCCUAGUAUAACUCUAGUUGAUACAUUUGAAUCAUUCUUCAUUGAUGAAUAUAAUUAUUUGUCAGAGAUAUUCAGAAACUUCAUACACGAACAUCAAGGUCAUCAGAAACAUAUGUUCGAAGAACAUGCAAAUCGCAGUGAAGGAUUAAUUGAACUAAUUAACCAACAUGCAAAACUUUGUCAAUUAUUAAAUAUUACAAACAAGGUAUUUCAGAUUGUCACUGCUGUGAUAAUAUUGCUGUACAUGAUAAACCUUUGUGCGAUAGCAUAUGAACUUUCAAAUAACCUAGUCACUGCCAAAAGCUAUACAUUCCAAAUUGUUCCUGCAGCAAUGAGUGCAAUAUUUUGCUUAUGUCGGCUCCAUAAAGGAAUGAAGGUUAAUGUCAGUGCUCAUCAGCUGGCGGACCAUAUUUACGCAAUGCCACUGCAUGACCUAUCACACGAAGCUAUAGUAAAGCUAUCGUUUUUCCUCCACCGAUUGACAUCAGAGCAAAUUGGAAUAAGUAUAGGUGGUUGUUUUGUGAUCAAUCCAGCUUCUGUACUCACGCUCAUUGGAAGUAUCAUCACCUAUUCCAUAGUGGCGUAUCAGACAAGGAGUUAGAAGUGGCAGACGUUAUACGAGAGAGUCUAAUUUCUCAAAUUGAAAAGAAGAAUUAAAUGGAUUUGUAAAUUGAUUAUGUGUAUGCAUGCAAGUAUUCACAUAUUAUGUAUGUUACUGUACCUGUAUGUAUUCACGUGAGUGUGUAUAUAAGUAUUUAUGUAGAUGUGCCUCUCUCUCUCUCUCUAUAUAUAUAUUGUGUGUGUGUGUGUGAGAGAGAGAGCGAGAGAUAGACAGAGAAGAGACAUAAAUCAAGAAUUUUGGCAAAUUAAAAUACAUACACAUAUCUCUCUCCCCCCUCUCUCUCCAUAUAGAUGGAUUCUCUGUCCUAUAAUGUAGCACAGAUAACGAGAGCCAAACAUGGUUAAAAAUUGAUAGAACACAAAAUAAGCAUGGAUUAUAAGAAGUAACCAAAAUUUCUUGACAGAUAUUUUGACACAUUCUGUUCAUUUCAGCUACAUGUGUGUGAAUGUGUGUGUGUGUGUGUGUGUGUGUGUGUGUGUGUGUGUGUAAGGGGUCAUUUUUCAAUAUGUGCUUAAACCUUUUAGAAGUCAUCU